This is a messenger RNA of Empidonax traillii (willow flycatcher), 1608 nucleotides long. RefSeq names its product nucleus accumbens associated 1 (gene NACC1). The record is from RefSeq and is a predicted model, not a curated record. Gene Ontology annotation, biological process: regulation of transcription by RNA polymerase II. Lineage: Eukaryota; Metazoa; Chordata; Aves; Passeriformes; Tyrannidae. Bases 102 to 1607 code for a protein of 501 amino acids. Gene Ontology annotation, molecular function: RNA polymerase II cis-regulatory region sequence-specific DNA binding; protein binding; DNA-binding transcription factor activity, RNA polymerase II-specific. The transcript has 6 exons.
GGCGGCUCCGGGAGCGGCUCCGGCACCGGGAGCGGGUCCGGGAGCGGCCCCAGCGCAGCCCCCGCGCCCCCCGGCCCACCAGGCUCCCCGUGCCCCCCGCCAUGGCGCAGACGCUGCAGAUGGAGAUCCCCAACUUUGGGAACAGCAUCCUGGAGUGCCUGAACGAGCAGCGGCUGCAGGGGCUGUUCUGCGACGUGUCCGUGGUGGUGAAGGGCCAUGCGUUCAAGGCCCACCGGGCCGUGCUGGCCGCCAGCAGCUCCUACUUCCGAGACCUGUUCCACAGCUCCAAGAGCGCCGUGGUGGAGCUGCCGGCGGCCGUGCAGCCCCAGUCCUUCCAGCAGAUCCUCAGCUUCUGCUACACUGGCCGCCUGAGCAUGAACGUGGGCGACCAGUUCCUGCUCAUGUACACGGCAGGCUUCCUGCAGAUCCAGGAGAUCAUGGAGAAGGGCACUGAGUUCUUCCUCAAGGUCAGCUCGCCCAGCUGCGACUCGCAGGGGCUGCACGGCGACGACACGCCGGGCUCGGAGCCGCAGAGCCCGGUGGCGCAGACGUCGGCGGGGCAGGGCUGGGCGCUGCCCCUGGUGUCCCGGGUGAAAACGGAGCAGGGGGAGCCCGACGGCGUCCAGUGCACCUUCGUGUUCAAGCGGCUCUGGGACGGGGGGCCCAAGGACGCCGGGGGCAACGGCAGCAGGAAAAUGGCCAAAUUCUCAGACGCCGCCACUGCAGCCCCACGCCCGCCCAACCCCCCUGGAGCCAACCUCGCCCCGGCACCCACCCCGGUGCCACCCACGGCCGACCAGACCAGCCCCGGGGGCACCUCCAGCGCCUACACGAGCGACAGUCCUGGGUCCUUCCACAACGAGGAGGAUGAGGAGGAGGAUGGUGGUGAGGAAGGCUCAGAUGAGCAGUAUCGGCAGAUCUGCAACAUGUACACCAUGUACAGCAUGAUGAACGUGGGCAUGGCAGCCUCAGAGAAGGUGGAGGCCCUGCCGGAGCAGCCCCCCCCAGAGCCCCGUGCCCGUUUCCGUGUGCGCCAGGACCUGGCGUCGUUGCCGGCCGAGCUUGUCACCCAGAUCGGGAACCGCUGCCACCCCAAGCUCUACGACGAGGGGGACCCCGCUGAGAAGCUGGAGCUCAUCACCGGCACCAACGUGUUCAUCACGCGGGCGCAGCUCAUGAACUGCCACGUCAGUGCGGGUACAAGGCACAAGGUGCUGCUGCGCCGCCUUCUCGCCUCCUUCUUCGACCGGAACACACUGGCCAACAGCUGCGGGACCGGGAUCCGCUCAUCAAGCAACGACCCCAGUCGAAAACCGCUGGACAGUCGGGUGCUGCAUGCGGUGAAGUUUUACUGCCAGAAUUUCGCCCCCGACUUCAAGGAGAGCGAGAUGAACGCAAUCGCGGCCGACAUGUGCACGAAUGCACGGCGGGUCGUGCGCAAGAGCUGGAUGCCCAAACUCAAACUGCUCAUGGCUGAGGGCGACUCGUACACCUCCUUCAUCAACGACACCGGCAAGCUGGAGCCCGACAUCAUGGGCCCAGAGCCCCCAUUUGAGGCAGGGGGGCCCGAGCCAGAGGGGGCUCCCCCUGGGGAGGGGCUGCAGUGAC